Molecule: messenger RNA, 666 nt
Organism: Ctenocephalides felis (cat flea)
Lineage: Eukaryota; Metazoa; Arthropoda; Insecta; Siphonaptera; Pulicidae
Product: cathepsin K-like
Exons: 4
Cellular component (GO): lysosome
Molecular function (GO): cysteine-type endopeptidase activity
Source: RefSeq, a predicted model, not a curated record
AUGAAUAUGUAUUCAGAUUUAACCCAUGAAGAUUUUUUAAAAAGAAUGGGUGGUAAAUUGGACUAUAAUGAUUAUAAAGAAUUCGAUUAUAAUGAUAAUAAAGAAUUAGAUUAUAAUGAUAAUAAAGAAUUAGAUUGGAAAAAAGCUGGAGCAGUAACAAGCAUAAAAAAUCAAGGUGAAUGUGGAAGCUGUUGGACAUUUGGAGCGGUGAGAGCAUUGGAAGGGCAACACUUUUUAAAAAACGGAAAAUUAAUUUCGUUUAGCGAACAAAAUCUUUUGGACUGCGUAACUGAAGGAAAUGGUUGUGGUGGAGGAUAUUUGGAUUCUUCUUUUGAAUAUAUGAAAAAGAAUGGAAUAAAACAAAAUCUUAAUGAAGAACAAAUCAAAAAAAUUUUAUCCAAUAUUUGCCCAAUCGCAAGUGGAAUUAAUAUAGAGUCACCCUCAUUUCAAUUUUAUUCCGAGGGUAUUUAUUAUGACCGAUAUUGUAAUAAUAACAAAAUUAAUCACUUUGUACUAAUAACUGGUUAUGGUGAAAGUCGCGGUAAAAAGUAUUAGAUUGUAAAAAAUUCAUGGGGUGAAGAAUGGGGAGAAAAAGGAUAUUUUAAAAUCAUAAUGAAUAAUAAUCAUUGCGGAAUUGCUAAAUAUAUAGGUUAUCCAAUUAUAUAA